Pelodiscus sinensis (Chinese soft-shelled turtle) is the source of this 7503-nucleotide messenger RNA. It is a transcript of the gene PDGFRA, whose product is annotated as platelet derived growth factor receptor alpha. The record is from RefSeq and is a predicted model, not a curated record. NCBI's taxonomy places the organism in Eukaryota, Metazoa, Chordata, Testudines, Trionychidae. Gene Ontology annotation, molecular function: platelet-derived growth factor binding; ATP binding; platelet-derived growth factor alpha-receptor activity. Gene Ontology annotation, biological process: positive regulation of kinase activity; platelet-derived growth factor receptor signaling pathway; multicellular organism development. Gene Ontology annotation, cellular component: plasma membrane; signaling receptor complex.
GCGAAGGGGGGGCUCGUUUCCUGACAACUAUUUACUUAAAGCAAUGAUUAGUUUUGGAAGGAUGGACUCGAACAUCGAAUCAAUUACGAGACUCGGUCUGUGAGAGCAUUGCAGUCUGAGCCGCGGGGAGCGAGGGAGGAGGAGGCGGCGGAGGACGUGGACAUAUUUUUGACUCUUUCUCUAGACUUUUCAUUGCGGAUUAACGUGUGAACGGGAAGGUGUCUGCAGUGAUGGGUACUUCCCCAAGGACAUUCCUGUUCCUGGGAUGUCUCCUGGCAGGACCCUGGCUAACUUUCUGCCAGCUUCCAUUGCCGACUGUUCUUCCGAAUAGAGAUGAAAUGGUUGUACAGCUGAAUUCCUCCUUUACCCUGAAGUGCUCUGGAGACAGCGAAGUGACCUGGCAGUAUCCAAUGGCUGAAGGAAGCCACAGAAUAGACAUUAGAAAUGAAGAGAACAACAGUGGUCUCUUUGUGACUUUGCUGGAAGUGGGGAAUGCCUCAGCUGCUCAUACCGGAUUAUAUACUUGUUACUACAAUCAUACCCAAGAGGAGGACGGAGAGGUGGAGGGGAAGGAUAUCUACAUCUAUGUGCCUGAUCCAGAUAUGCCCUUUGUUCCUCUACUUCCAGAGGAUCAAUUCAUCCUAAUAGAAGACGGAGAUUCGACCAUUAUCCCUUGUCGGACAAGUGACCCUAAUGCUCAAGUAGUUUUAAUUAACAGUGAAGCCAAGGUCGUAUAUGCCUAUUAUGACAGCAAACAAGGGUUCCUAGGAAAUUUUCCUGCAGGCUCAUACACAUGCAAAACAACUGUUAAAGGAGUGGAGUUCAAGUCAGAUCAGUUUUUCAUCUACAUUUUGAAAGCUACUUCACAGCUGCCAGUUGAGAUUGAGGCCCUUCAAACUGUACAUGUAAAAGGAGAAACAAUUGUAGUAACUUGUGUGGUCUUUGACAACGAGAUGGUUAAUUUACAGUGGAAUUAUCCAGGGAAAGUGAAAGAAAAAGGUGUGACAAAAGUUGAUGACAUUAAAGUUCCAUCUCAGAAGCUGGUUUACACUUUGACCAUUCCUGAGGCUUCAGUGAAAGACACCGGGGAUUAUGAAUGUACUGCCCAACAUGCAACCAAGGAGGUUAAAGAAAAUAAGAGAGUAGCAAUUACAGUUUAUGAUAAAGGAUUCAUUCAUCUGGACCCCCAGUUCAGUCCUUUGGAAGCAGUCAAUUUACAUGAGGUCAAAAAUUUCAUAGUGGAUGUGCAGGCAUACCCAGCUCCAAAAAUGAUCUGGCUGAAAGACAAUGUGACUCUGACUGAGAACCUUACAGAGAUUGUUACUAGUUCAAACAAGAUCCACGAGACAAGAUUCCAAAGUAUAUUAAAACUGAUUCGGGCCAAGGAAGAAGAUAGUGGAGAUUAUACUUUGGUUGCUGAAAACGGAGAAGAGACUAAAAGCUAUACUUUCUCAUUGAUAAUACAAGUUGCAGCGUCAAUUCUAGACCUAGUGGAUGAUCACCACAGCUCUGGAGGGGGACAGACAGUCCAAUGCAUGGCAAAAGGGACACCUUUCCCUGACGUGGAUUGGCUGAUUUGCAAGGACAUUAAAAAAUGCAGUAAUGAUACCUCAUGGAUGCUUCUGACUAACAACAUCUCAGAUAUACACAUGGAGGCUCAUCGGGUUGAGAAGGACCAGGUGGAAAGCCAGGUGACCUUCCAAAAGGUAGAAGAGACCCUGGCAGUACGGUGCAUGGCGAGGAACACUCUUGGUGCUGUUACUCGGGAACUGAAGCUUGUGGCUCCUACAUUGAAUUCAAAAUUAACCGUGGCUGCUGCAGUCCUAGUGUUAUUAGUGUUUGUGAUUAUUUUACUGAUUGUCCUGGUCAUCGUAUGGAAACAGAAACCAAGGUAUGAGAUAAGAUGGAGAGUCAUUGAGUCUAUCAGCCCUGAUGGCCAUGAGUACAUUUAUGUGGACCCAAUGCAAUUGCCCUAUGACUCAAGAUGGGAGUUUCCUAGAGAUGGAUUAGUACUUGGGCGAAUCCUGGGUUCAGGCGCGUUUGGGAAAGUGGUUGAAGGAACUGCAUAUGGAUUAAGUCGCUCUCAACCGGUGAUGAAGGUAGCUGUGAAAAUGCUAAAACCCACAGCUAGAUCCAGUGAAAAACAGGCACUGAUGUCUGAAUUGAAGAUAAUGACACAUCUUGGGCCCCAUUUGAACAUUGUGAAUCUCUUAGGAGCUUGUACCAAAUCAGGUCCAAUUUACAUCAUUACUGAAUACUGCUUUUAUGGUGACUUGGUAAACUACCUGCAUAAAAACAGGGAUAAUUUCCUGAGCCGACAUCCAGAAAAGUCAAAGAAGGACUUCGACAUUUUUGGGAUGAACACAGCUGAUGAAAGCACAAGAAGUUAUGUCAUUUUAUCUUUUGAAAACAAUGGAGAAUACAUGGACAUGAAACAAGCUGAUACAACACAGUAUGUGCCAAUGCUGGAAAGGAAGCAGGGUUCUAAGUAUUCGGAUAUCCAGAGAUCGUUGUAUGAUCGGCCUGCAUCAUAUAAGAAAAAAUCUGUGUCAGAACCAGAAGUCAAAAACCUGCUUUCCGAUGACAAUUCUGACAGCCUCAGUCUGCUGGAUUUACUAAGCUUCACGUACCAAGUUGCACGAGGAAUGGAGUUCUUGGCUUCUAAAAAUUGUGUGCACCGUGACUUGGCAGCUCGUAAUGUCCUUCUGGCUCAAGGAAAAAUUGUGAAGAUCUGUGACUUUGGUCUGGCUAGGGACAUCAUGCACGAUUCCAACUAUGUCUCCAAAGGCAGCACUUUUCUCCCAGUGAAAUGGAUGGCACCUGAAAGCAUUUUUGACAACCUGUACACCACAUUAAGCGAUGUCUGGUCUUAUGGCAUUCUGCUGUGGGAGAUAUUUUCUCUUGGUGGCACCCCAUACCCUGGCAUGAUGGUUGAUUCUUCUUUCUACAACAAGAUAAAAAGUGGCUACCGAAUGGCAAAACCUGACCAUGCUACCAGUGAAGUGUAUGAGAUCAUGGUGAAAUGUUGGAACAGCGAACCAGAGAAAAGACCUUCAUUUUACCAUUUGAGUGAAAUCGUUGAGAAUCUGUUGCCUGGCGAGUACAAGAAGAGCUAUGAAAGGAUUCAUCUGGACUUCCUGAAAAGUGACCACCCGGCUGUCACACGCAUGAGAGUGGACUGUGACAACACCUACAUCGGUGUCACCUACAAGAAUGAAGACAAGUUAAAGGACAGGGAGAGUGGAUUUGAUGAGCAGCGAUUGAGUGCUGACAGUGGCUACAUCAUUCCUCUGCCUGACAUUGAUCCCAUCUCCGAAGAUGAACUUGGCAAAAGGAACAGGCACAGUUCCCAGACAUCCGAAGAAAGUGCCAUUGAGACUGGUUCCAGCAGCUCUACCUUUAUCAAGCGAGAGGAUGAGACCAUUGAGGACAUUGACAUGAUGGACGACAUUGGAAUAGAUUCCUCAGACCUGGUGGAAGACAGUUUCCUGUAAUUCACAGGGAAUAAAUAGACAUCUUUGAGCUAUAUCAAAAGAGAAACUCUCCAUGCAGUCUUAAGGAUUUUUUUACUCUGUAGAGAAAACCACUUUAUUGCAAUGCAAAGGAUGCAAAGAAAGUAGAAAUUUGUUCCCGGCACACAGAGAUCAUCCUGAAUUUGAAAGAGUAAGACAGGCUGAAGCCAGCAUUUCAGCAUUGCAUUUUGCAGUACUUCAGUAGCAUCUCAGUGUUGUUUGCAGUUUGAAUAGGUACAAGGACAGAGGCCAUAAAACAGACCAGUUUUGUGUUUCAAGGGCAUUCAUGACUCCGAUGGAUAGAAUUUCCACUAUGGCAAAACAUCAUCAUUGUAAUUAUGUAAAUAACUGUCAGCUCAAGGAUCUUUUGAGGUAUGCAUUGAAUAUACUCUGUGGACUUCUGAAGAGACCAUUCCAGAUUUCUGUUUGAUUUCAGUUCUGCUGCUGAACUAUCCAUGUGUGAAUGAAGUACGUGCAAAAACCACUUUUGAAAUUUAAAGGUACCGGAACUACAUAACAUUUUAAUUUUUACAGUUAAUACAAAUAAAAAGGAAUAGUAAUUUAAAAAACCAUCUAUAAUAGGUGUUAGAAACCUAGUGAGUUUUUAACGAUAGAAAAUAGCUAUUUUCAUACUACUACUGUUUUCAAUAACACUAACUAUAUAGUUUAUAACUCAUUGUUCUUCAGUAAAAGCACAGAUUUUAAAAACUUAUAAGUAGGAUUUAGGAUUCAAAAUGUUUAUAUGAAACAAUUGUUGUAUUUGACUGUAUACAAUACGAUAAUUGCUCUGGUGAGCUAAAACUAGUUUCACGCGUAGAAAAGAACUUUGUAUCUUCUAAAACGUGAAGAGUUAAUUUGCCAGCAUCAGAUGAGUGGCUUUUUUACUAAGAUGUUCUUAAAUCAAUCACCUUUUGAUUUACUGAGGGUUUUUUUUUCAAAUGUAGAGCUAUUUUUAAACCUUUAAAUAAUGUACAUCAUGUUUCCGAAGUUAUGAUAAAACAGAGGUAUGACUAAUCAAUAGUAACAUUAUUGUUAGUGUUUAAGUAAUAUUUUGCACAUCUGUUCAAAAGGGAGCUUAUUUGGGGGUCAAAUGUGAAGAACUGAUUUGAUAUAUGAACUGUUCUGGAAGCAAACAAGGAAGCCUUGUUUCUUAGCCUGUGACUCCAGAUUAAAUAUGCAGUCAUCAUUUUGCAACACAUGUUCUUAUCUUAGUUUUCAGGUUUCAGUUGCAGCAGAAGAAGCUGUCUGUAUUAUCUAUAUCAACCCUCUAAGACAGGUAAUUGCUUUCAAGUGUAUUGGUUAUUCUGGUCUGAAUCCUUUACUUAGGAAAGAGGGACUACAAAAUGAAAUCGGCUCUUGGGUCUGCAAUAUUUGUUUGUUGAUAUAACAUGUACAUAGAAUAUGCUAUGAUUACUGCUGUCAUUGUGAAAUGUGAUGCUUUGGAAGUCUUACAGAUAAGGUACAUGCCAAUUAUGGGCCAAAUCCUAUUUGGUGCUUAGGUUUUAAACUCAGUAGGAGUUGUGUGCUCUGAGAACCUCACAGCAAGUGCUCAGUACCUGAGAUGACACACUCAACACAAAUGAGAUCUAAACUCAAGCUUGCAUGGGAUGUUUUUUCCUACUACAUGUGGAAUUGGACAACCAGUGAGUGACUAAACAGAACAAAGUGACUGGAUUCUGAAUAACAACUAAAACUAAACUUGAAGGACCAGUUGUUAGGCCCUUAGAAAUACUGUGCACUGCCUCUUGACUUCACUUACUGUGGUGAGCAGAGGAGAGCAAAAUAGGUCUCAAAUGUAGUACUGCCAUUGUUACAGAUAAAUCAGUACGGGUAUGAAUUUCAAAGUGUCAGAUGGCUCAGGCCACAUGCAAAAGUAUGCAUGCAUGCAACUGUGGGUGCCAAUGAGGCAUUUGCAAACAAAAGCCAGACAUAUUCAAAUUGGAAGUAAGGCACAAUGUUUUUUUUUUAAUCAAAGAGGGUGAUUAACCACUGGAAAAAACUACCAACGGAAGUGGUGGAUUCUCAAGGUCUUGAUGUCUUCAGAUCAAGACUGGAUGCCUUUCUGGAAAAUAAGCUUGUGGUAAUCUCAAACUAUGCUUUAGUCAAACACAAGUUAUUGGGUUCACUACUGGAUGAAAUUUAAGAGCCUGACACAUACAGGAGGUCAAACUAGGGUACGUCUAGACUGCAGCUCUUUUCCAGGAUACCAGAGGUAUCCCAGAAAAGCUAUGCCGCAUCUAAGGAAUGCAUCCGCUUUUUCUGAAAAAUAUCUGAAAAAGCGGACACAUUCUUUUGCCAUCCCUGUAAACCUUGUUUCACGAGGAAUAAGGGAUGGCUCAAAAAAGAAGGGUUUUCCAAAAUUUGGCGCUGUGUAGACGUGCCAAAUUUCAGAAAAGCCUCUUUUAAAAGAAAAGUGGAAAAAGAUAUGCAUAUUGUGAUUCGUAAUGUGUAUAUCUUUUACUGACUUUUCUUUUCAGUGUAGACAUAGCCCUAGAUGACCUAAUUUUGCUUUCUGGCUUUGAACUCUAUGAAUCUAUGAAAAAAUGGCCUAUUAGAUAGCUGAAGGGCCAUUUUCAUUUCUUAUUUUAUGCCACAGCUCAAACUUCUGGGUUUGCUGUGUCAGAAGUGAAAGCUUAAAAAAAUGCUUGAGUUCCUAACUGCUUGAGCAUUUUUUAUUACAAAUUAAGCACUGACCAACCAAGACCACAAAUUACAUAAAUUAUAUGUACAGUCACAUAACUUCAUGUUUAUGGUAGGCAAACAGUUUUGCAUAGGGCUCAUAUUUCAUCAUGUUUGAAAAUCAGGCCGUGUAGCUUAGUGUUAUCAAAAGACAGGUCAUGUAACAUUCUUAUACUGCCCCCCACCCUCCUCUUGUUGGUUUUAUUCUGAAUCUCACUACACAUUUUGGGACUGGACCUAUGCUUUAGAUUGGCACUCAAACAUUUCCUGUCUCGCCAUUCCCUUAUCAAUCAUAAACCCCCAGCCCUGCAAUGAGUUGCAUGCAGAUGGAAGCUUGUGCAGAACCCCAUUGAAGACCGUGGGGUUCACUGCAAGGUGAAGGGGUCUGUCCAAGCACAGUUCAUUGCAGGACUGGGGCCAGGGAUAUUAGCCUGGAAAAAUUAUUUGGAUUUGAGUAGAAAGCAGAGUUAAGAUUUUUUUUGUUUGUUUGUUUGACACUUUUAGCAUUGCAGAUUUUUUUUCUUUUAUGGCUUAAUUUUGAGAAGCCACCGGAAGAGAAAUUCCCAGUUCCUUCUGUAUAAUGACAAUCAAAACCUUCCUGUGAAACACAGCUUCCUAUUUUGAAUGGCCAAUCAAAUCCCUUAAAAUUUGGGCUGUCUCUUGUACAAAAUGGUCCUAUUAUAUGAUGAAGGACGUAAGAUAUAAUGAUGUUAUACAUCAAUAUGUAUAUAUGUAUUUUUAUAUAGACUUCUAGGCUUUGUCUACACUGCAAGUUUUUGCGGCAGAAAAUACGUUGCGAUGUCAUUAGCAUAUUUUCUACGGAUUCCUUUUGCGCAAGGGAUUUUUGUGCAAAAAGAAGCAAUGUAGCCGCUUCCGUUUUGCGCAAAAAAACCCCCCUUUUGCACAAGAUCCGUAUGCCUCUCCCAAAGUGUAGACAUAGCCCUAGAAUACUGCCAAAACAAUUAUGACAGCUGUAUCACUGCCUUUGUUUAUAUUUUUUUAACUGUGAUAUAAUCCACAGGCACGUUAACUGUUGCACUUUUGAAUGUCCAAAAAUUAUAUUUUAGAAUAAUAAAAAAAAAGUGUUUCCAAAAUGGUGGCAUUGUGAAGUGUUUGAAGAAGGGCUAACUGAUAUAAAUGAUGGGAAGUACAACAUGUAUUACAUAUGCCCCGUUCAUAUUUUGUCAUAAACCUGUACAUUAAGAUCUCUAUAUUUCAAUAAAUGAUAUAUAAUUUAAGGCUAUUUAGGGGUCUAUACUCAUUUAAAGAUGAUCACUUGAUAAUGAAUAAAACUUGCUCAGAUUGUCAAUGA